Messenger RNA from Helobdella robusta, 2346 nucleotides. RefSeq lists its product as hypothetical. Gene Ontology annotation, molecular function: histone deacetylase activity. The transcript is spliced from 12 exons. Lineage: Eukaryota; Metazoa; Annelida; Clitellata; Rhynchobdellida; Glossiphoniidae. The record is from RefSeq and is a predicted model, not a curated record. The coding region runs from base 72 to 1958 and encodes 628 amino acids.
CUUUGUUUCUUCGGCUGGUAGGUUAUUAUCGGCAGAAUUUUAUUUGAUAAAUAAAUUUAUUUAUUAAAAAAAUGGCUUUAAUGGGCGAUCACAGCAAAAGGAAGAUUUGCUAUUAUUAUGAUGGUGAUAUAGGGAAUUAUUAUUACGGACAGGGGCACCCUAUGAAGCCCCAGCGAAUUAGGAUGUGCCACAAUCUCCUGCUCAAUUAUGGACUGUACAGAAAAAUGGAGAUAUAUCGUCCCCAUAAGGCUUCACAAGAUGAGAUGACCCGAUUCCACAGUGACGACUACAUAAAGUUCCUGAAGAGCAUACGGCCAGACAACAUGUCCGACUUCAACAAACAGAUGCAGCGAUUCAACGUCGGUGAGGAUUGCCCUGUGUUCGACGGCCUUUACGAGUUCUGUCAGCUGUCUACUGGAGGGUCCAUUGCUGGGGCAGUGAAGUUGAACAAGCAGGCGACAGACAUCGCCAUAAAUUGGUCAGGUGGCCUGCAUCACGCCAAGAAGUCUGAGGCAUCUGGAUUCUGUUAUGUCAAUGAUAUUGUACUGGCCAUACUGGAAUUGCUCAAAUACCAUCAGAGGGUGCUGUACAUCGACAUAGACAUCCACCAUGGUGACGGUGUGGAGGAGGCCUUCUACACCACGGAUCGUGUCAUGACAAUGUCCUUCCACAAGUAUGGUGAAUACUUUCCAGGAACCGGUGAUCUCAGGGACAUUGGAGCUGGCAAGGGCAAAUACUAUGCCGUAAACUUUCCAUUGCGAGAUGGCAUCAAUGAUGAGUCCUAUGAACAAGUUUUCCAACCUGUGAUGUCCAAAGUGAUGGAGAUGUUUCAGCCAUCGGCAGUUGUUCUUCAGUGUGGUGCUGAUUCCCUGUCAGGUGACCGGCUGGGAUGCUUCAAUCUCUCACUGAAGGGACACGGCAAGUGUGUCGAGUUCGUUCGUCGAUUCAACCUUCCAACCCUGAUGGUUGGCGGUGGGGGCUACACCAUCAGGAACGUGGCCAGGUGUUGGACCUAUGAGACUUCCAUCGCCCUUCAGACUGAAAUUGCUAAUGAAUUGCCAUACAAUGAUUACUUCGAGUACUAUGGCCCCGACUUCAAACUGCACAUCAACCCGUCCAACAUGACCAACCAGAACACCACCGAGUACCUGGACAAGAUCAAAAGCAGAUUGUUUGAAAAUCUCAGAAUGCUGCCACAUGCUCCCGGGGUGCAGAUGGCUGAUAUAGUUGAUGAUGCUUUGAAGGAGGAAAGUGAUGAUGAAGAUAAGCAAAAUCCAGAUGAAAGAAUAUCAAUAAGAGCCAGCGACAAGCGGAUUGCGUGCGACGACGAGUUCUCAGAUAGUGAGGACGAAGGUGGAAGAACGACCACCGCAGAUGGACAGAAAAAAAAUAAAGAAAGUAAUAGAACAAAGAGGAUGAAGUUGGAUGAUGAAAAGAAUUCAGCUUCUACUUCCACUACCACCAGCGUCACCACCACCGUUACUACUACUGCUUCUGCUGCUACUGUGGUCGGUGGAGCCGGGGAUGGUACAGGCGUCGCUGUUGAUGCCAAGGACGUGAAAGUUGAUCUUCCAAAGGACACGAUCAACCAGAUAUCGUCAACAUCGUCGUCAUCUACAUCAACAGCAAACACACCACAGCAGUCGGCAACAACAACGGUAGCAACAUCGUCGUUAACGACAACAGCUCCAUCGACUUCCAACUCCACAAUAGAUCCAAUAAAAGCCCCCACAGCAGUUGUCGACUCAUCCUCCAAUUCCCAAAUUACCAUGGUAACUGCCAAUAGCAAAUCUGAUGCCCCAUUGGUAGCCAAACAAGACAAAGCCCCUUCCACAUCAACUCCUCCUCCAUCUCUGACAACCAAUAGUAAUGCCACCAGCCUGACGAAUACUACAAUUACUUGUACUACUUCAUCCGUAUCGUCCGUUGUUGAAAGUAGCGAGCAUACUGCCCAGUGAGGGAGAUUGAGAAGUUGACUGUUUACACAACAUGAUCAUUAAAAUCGUUUGUUAAUAUACAUAGAUAGUGUACAAUGUAAUCUUCUGACCGACAGUUUUUAUAUUCUUUGUACUUAUUAUUAUCGCCCAUUAUUAUUUUUAUUACUAUUGUUGUCCUCAUCCUUUUAUUGCCACUACCCAAUAUUAUAUCAUCAUUAUUGCUGUUUUCAAGUAAGUUUGGAAAAAAAAUAAAGUUUUAAAAUUAAAGUAGGCAAAUGUGUUAUAACAUUGGUAAACUAUAUUUAUUUAUUUGUUUAUUUAUUGUUUUCAGUCAUAAAUAAAAAUCUUUAUGAACAAUUUAUCGACAAUAUUUAUUUUUUAUAUAAUAAACUUUGUUAGUACGUUAGUG